GGCGCGGUCGCCAAACCUGCCUGCGUGCCUUCCGCGGAGACCGUUGCCCGCUUCGCCGUCCCAGCCAGCUCCCAAUCAAAAGAGCAGAGCAGAGACCCCCGCUUCUCCCUUCUACUACCUCCCUCCCUGCUGGCCGGCACUUUCCCCAAAUCGAUCGGGAUUCAGGAGGCAUGGCGAGGGCCCUCGACGGCUGCUACUCCGCCAAAGACGUCGCCUACAGCUGUGGAUACUGUGGCUACGCAUUGAACUUGAGCUCCUCCACACGGAACACGGCCAACAUUGGAUCCAAGUACGGAAAGCAGAUCAGGAAAGGCGUCGUCUCAUUCUUCGCAGUCGACGAGAACCGGUUCACGCAAACCGACGAAGUGAGCUGCACGCCGUACUUCCGCUCAAGGUCUUCCUGGGGUUUCUUCAGAAGGAGAACACGAUUGCUCUGCCGCAAGUGCAAUGGCCAUAUCGGUAACGCUUAUGACGACAAGGACUCUGCCUUGUAUCAUAGCUCAGAUGACACACUCGCGAGCUCAGAGGUCAGCAGCAUAUCUAGUCGAAAGAAAUAUGUUAUCAAGAUCAAUGCGCUACAGCCCUCAUCCGACGACUCCGGUGUUCCCUUUGCUCAAUGACAGGAAUCUGAACUGCUGUAUUGUGUGCCUUGAAAAGCAUGGUUGCUCUACUCUGUUCCGGACUGGGGAUGCUGUGAAUCGAAGCUUCUCAAGGGAACUUGCCAUCUCUGUGCUGCUUCAGUCAUCUCACUGUCCAUACUUGAUAAUGAUUUUUCAUUUCUUAACUAUUGCCGGUGUACAUGUAUACUUUAAAUAGAAGUGUCAAAUUUUGGUUGUGUUGA
Messenger RNA from Triticum dicoccoides, 841 nucleotides. RefSeq lists its product as uncharacterized. The record is from RefSeq and is a predicted model, not a curated record. Bases 171 to 620 code for a protein of 149 amino acids. Lineage: Eukaryota; Viridiplantae; Streptophyta; Magnoliopsida; Poales; Poaceae. The transcript is spliced from 2 exons.